Molecule: messenger RNA, 1548 nt
Organism: Archocentrus centrarchus (flier cichlid)
Lineage: Eukaryota; Metazoa; Chordata; Actinopteri; Cichliformes; Cichlidae
Product: SUN domain-containing protein 5-like
Exons: 6
Coding region: 363-1415 (350 amino acids)
Cellular component (GO): meiotic nuclear membrane microtubule tethering complex; nuclear envelope
Molecular function (GO): protein-membrane adaptor activity
Source: RefSeq, a predicted model, not a curated record
UUUUGCACAUUAUGCAAAAGUUACAUUCCAGUUAAUUAUGUCAAAAAAGGUCUUUUUAGUGCAAUUAUUAUUAUUAUUUACUUGUUAAAAAGAACUUCAGCUAUGAAUCUCCCUUUGCACAUUUACACUUUACACACUUUAUUGGCAGAAAAGAGGGGAAAAAAGUGCUGAUCUGUACCCAUGAUACAAAUCAGAGCAAUAUGUUGGGUUGUUUUCUAAGGGACUAGUGAAGAAAAGUCCUUUAAUUAAGAGCAAAUUUCAAAUGUGGCUAAAAUCAAUGAUUCUGUUCAUUAAAAGAAGACAAGUUAGAAAAGAGUUCAUGUAAAAGGGAAUGGGUGACUGGUACAGAGUUGCUUCUAAUUAUGUGCUCACAUAAUAAGCUAGAAAGUAUGAUAUGCUUUGUGUCAGAGGCUCGCUUAACAUCUCUCCAUCUCUUUUAUUUUACAGCAAUGCUGAGAAGAAGCAGUCGUUUACAGUCAAACGGCUACUAUGGCUGUGAUGGGAAACCAGUCAUCUCCUACAAGGAGACAAUGUACAGGUUUUUCAAAAGGUGCAAAUCUCAUUUACGUCCCAGAUUUGAUGGAUCACCAGAUACAGAACUGGGUACAGAACGGUAUACACCACCGUAUACACGACCGUAUACAGAACUGUAUACAUCACUGUAUAAAGAACUUGAUCCGGCAAUAGAUAAGCCCGAUCAAACUGGUCCUGCAAAUUGGCCAUGGAGGACGAUGGCUUUCGUCCUGUUCUUUUGUUCUGGACUCUUUUUGACUCUGGCUGUCCCCACUGGGUUCUCCAUCACCACUGUGAAAAAGGUCUUCACUGGGAGCUCCGAAGAUGUGUGGAUACACCUCAAGGAGGUCCGAGGGGAACUGGAGGAACUCAAGGAGCUCCGAGGGCAAUUGAAGGAACUCAAGGAGCUCCAAGAGGAACUCAAGGAGAAAAUGGAGUUCCUUCAUCCAUUAUCGGACACGAUGGCCAAUUUUGCCCUGGAGAGACUAGGAGCCAGGAUAUUAACUGAAAAGACUUCAGAGUCCUAUCCUCCAGAAGUGCCAGGAUUGACCUUGUUUGGGUUUACAGUGGUAAGUGCCAAACGGCCUCCACCUGUAAGCCCGAGAACCCUUCUUCAGGGAUGGGCACCAAAUAGUCCGGGGCAGUGCUGGGCCUUUAAAGGUUCAAAGGGACAGCUGUCAGUCGAGCUGUCCCACAGCAUAUAUGUCAGCCAUGUGUCAAUCGGGCACAUACCAAAGAACAUAUCCCCAUAUGGAACCAGAUCAAGUGCUCUGAGGAUGUUCUCAGUGUUUGGAAAACAAAAUAUCGAGGAUCCAAAAAUCUACCUGGGUACCUUUGAGUAUGAUGCCAGUGGAAGGCCACUUCAGUUAUUUAAGAUGGCGGUGAGUCCACUCUGUCAAUAGCCACAUGCACAUACACUGUUUAUUUCUCCAACUUAUUAAAAAUUAGAGUAAUCGUAGAUUAGUUCUUAAAUAUAGCUUUCCUGUUAGUAAUCAUUACUAAACUUACCGUCCUGUUGUGUUAUCAACAGGCACA